GCAUUACCAUAAAGCGGCCAGCAGGGGCGCUCGAAGGCGCUGCUGGUGACAGCAUCUCCGUUCCGAGCGUUACCGCACGCGCUCAGAGAAAGAACUAGGAGGGGAACCCGGCGGAGACGCUCUCUGCGAGGUGGACGGUCUGCUGCUUGGUUGCUCGUGGUAACUUCCCACCAUGCCGUUCCCCUUUGGCAAGUCCCACAAGUCACCGGCAGACAUUGUCAAGAACCUUAAGGACAGCAUGACGGUGCUCGAGAAGCACGACAUCUCGGAUAAGAAGGCUGAGAAGGCUGCAGAGGAGGUGUCAAAGAGUCUGGUUGCCAUGAAGGAGAUCCUGUAUGGUACCAAUGAAAAAGAGCCCCAAACAGAAGCGGUGGCUCAGCUAGCACAGGAGCUCUACAACAGCGGCCUACUCAGCACUCUGAUAGCAGACCUGCAGCUCAUCGACUUUGAGGGUAAGAAAGAUGUGGCACAGAUCUUCAACAACAUCUUAAGGCGGCAGAUCGGCACUCGGACCCCCACCGUGGAGUACCUGUGCACCCAGCAGAACAUCCUCUUCAUGCUUCUGAAAGGGUACGAGUCACCAGACAUCGCCCUGAACUGUGGCAUCAUGCUGAGGGAGUGCAUCCGACACGAGCCGCUGGCCAAGAUCACGCUGUGGUCAGAGCAGUUCUACGACUUCUUCAGAUACGUGGAGAUGUCCACGUUUGACAUCGCCUCAGACGCAUUUGCCACUUUCAAAGACCUUCUCACAAGACACAAGCUACUGAGUGCUGAGUUUCUGGAGCAGCAUUAUGACAAAUUCUUCAGUGAAUAUGAGAAGUUACUUCACUCGGAGAACUACGUGACUAAACGACAGUCUCUUAAGUUACUGGGAGAGCUGCUCCUCGACAGGCACAACUUCACCAUCAUGACGAAAUACAUCAGCAAGCCAGAGAAUCUCAAGUUAAUGAUGAAUCUACUACGGGACAAGAGUCGCAACAUCCAGUUUGAGGCUUUCCACGUCUUCAAGGUGUUUGUGGCUAAUCCCAACAAAACACAGCCCAUCCUGGACAUCCUGCUGAAGAACCAGACCAAGCUCAUCGAGUUCCUCAGCAAGUUCCAGAACGACCGAACGGAAGACGAACAGUUCAACGACGAAAAGACUUACCUAAUCAAACAGAUCAGGGACCUCAAGAGGCCUGCUCCCCAGGAGGCCUGAUCGGGCCGAGGAGUGGCAGGACCCCACAAAGGACCAGGUCUGGACGCCAUCCAGACGGCGCCUGCGUGACGGACACAGCAGCGGCUGUUCUGGUUUCCAACAAAAAGACUGAGGAACAACAGCAAACAAAGCCACAACCGCUCUUCUGCCCCUCUGAACAUUCAAAACCUUCCUUACUUUGUCUUUUUUUGUUUUUGUCAAAAGAAAUGAGAAUAGUAGUUGCUGCUGCUUUCUUGCACACUGAAAUAUUUAAGGUAUAUAUGUUCACAGGAGCCCAUCAGACAUUCACGUUUACGACACGCAGAUCACAACACACACGUUCAGCCCACAAAAUGACAGCAAAACGGUACGAGCGCUGAAAUGUGACCAGUCUGCCACCACUGUUCUGACGGCGACGGUUUGAAUCCCGCCAUGCGGCUGAGAGGACAGGCUAGACCACGCUUUGUGAGGCCACAGCUCAAAGCACACACAGCAGAGGGAAUGCUGGGAAUAUCAGUCUUCGGGGGGCAUGGUUGACAUGUACAUAUGCCUCUUUAGUUUUGGUUCCUUCUAAUCAGUCGCUUUCUCCACCUUAAGAGAAGGGACUUUUUCUUUUUUGCGUUUACUCCUGCUGAAGCGGCUGCUGGGUGACGGGUUUGUCUGAGCACCAGCUGCCGUUUGGCUAAUCUAUAGGAUAUUAACAAAUUGUACAGCAGAGGAAUGUCUUUGUAGAAGCUCUGGUGGUGCCGGGAGGAAACAAGCGGCACUUUGGGUGCUGGAUGAUUGAUGUCGUUUAACUGGAAGUGCGGGUGUUUUCUUAUUUAUCAGCCAGUCCCCCCUCUCUCAAAAAAAACAAAAACCCAAUUUGUCAUUUUUUAAUCUUUAGUGCCAUGUGAAGCCACAGUUUUUGCUUUUUUCCAGUGGAAACUUGAUAUCAUAUUGAACGUUUUUAGGCCCCUCUUUUUGCUGUCCACCAUGUUGUGGAGCUUUAACCUUCAGAGGCUUCAUAAUUCCGGUACAAUAGCCAGUGCACAGCAUUAUGGGUAACUGUUCUGCAGGCGUGCACGAUGCUUAUAACAAGACUGAAGAAAAUGGAAGUUAAUGAAACGAGUCCGGCUGGAGGUGAGGAUGAGCCGGACGCAGCCCCUCCAUGCACACUGGACGAGCAUGUUGCUUCAUCGGCUCUGCAUGAGGCUGCACUAAAGACGUUGUACUGGAAUUAUUUUUUUCUCUCUCAAAUAUUCAACACAUUCAAAUGUGGAAGUGAACUCCUGGCUGUGUGGCUGAAACUCAUUUUAACUGCAGGUUAAGCUUAACGUGUGGGUGUUUUCAGAUGUGUCAAAGGCCUGGGCCAAACUGAUGAAAUAAAGAGAAAAAGUCAUUUUAAAUACA
Molecule: messenger RNA, 2569 nt
Organism: Oryzias melastigma (Indian medaka)
Lineage: Eukaryota; Metazoa; Chordata; Actinopteri; Beloniformes; Adrianichthyidae
Gene: cab39
Product: calcium binding protein 39
Exons: 10
Coding region: 173-1198 (341 amino acids)
Biological process (GO): intracellular signal transduction
Molecular function (GO): protein serine/threonine kinase activator activity
Source: RefSeq, a predicted model, not a curated record